CUCUGGCAGUUUCUUUUUUAAAAGGCAAGCUCAAAGCCACAGAUUAUACAUUUUGCUCGCAGCCCGUGCGGGAUAAAUAACCUACAGAGAGAACGACAGCGUGUAACAGGCAUUUUAUCUCUCAUUUGGAGACGAGUAGCUUGCGCGUAAACGGCACCGGGCAUCACUGAAGGUUGAGAUCCAGGGAUAUUAUUUUGUUAUUUUAAUAUUUUGCAGGGAGGGAAGACUAUUCGUGGAUUGUGAGCAUCGGAUGCAGUGAUAUUUGAGCGCGCAAAGCACCUGUGGAUGCAACACCCCCUCUGAUGCUUGGACUCAAAUCAUUCGCAGAGAAAGGAUUCAGCGUGAGAUAUAGUUGAUAAUCGUUUCCAACCAACGCCCUGCUUUUAAUAUACGAGUCUCGCGCCAUGCUGUGGAGUGUUUCCUUGCUGCUUCCCCUGCUGAGCAUCACCGGCUGCGGCUCGUCCUUCGUGCCGUGCCAGCCGUGCGAUCAGAAGGCACUGUCCAUGUGCCCGCCGGUGCCGAUGGGCUGUCAGCUGGUGAAGGAGCCCGGCUGCGGCUGCUGCCUGACGUGCGCGCUCGAAGAGGACCAGCCGUGCGGCGUGUACACCCGGCCGUGCACGCGCGGACUCCGCUGCCUGCCCAAGAAUGGAGAGGAGAAGCCGCUGCACGCGCUGCUGCACGGCCGGGGGCUGUGCAGGAACGAGAAGUUGUAUAAAAUGCUGCAUCCCUCCAAAGACAGAGAAUCUCAGCAAACCAAAGCGCCCUUAAGAGACCACAUCAGCAGUCGGAAAGCCCAGGCCAUGAGGCAGGCCAAGGAUCGCAAGAAGCAGCUGGCCAGGCCGGGACCCUCCAGCAAUCUGGACUUCUCCCCGCUGAGCCUGGAUAAAUCGGAGCCCGAGUUCGGCCCCUGCGGAAGGAGACUGGAUAAUCUCAUUCAGAGUAUGAAGGACACUUCUCGGGUGUUGGCUCUCUCUCUGUACAUCCCCAACUGUGACAAGAAGGGCUUCUUCAAGCGCAAGCAGUGUAAGCCGUCUCGUGGUCGGAGAAGGGGGAUCUGCUGGUGCGUGGACCGAUUUGGCGACAAAAUCCCCGGCAUCAACUACACCGAGGGAGACCUGCAGUGCAAAGAUUUCGACAGCAGCAGCAACAACAACGAAUGAGAGGGAACCUCUUCUUAAACCCACCAAUCAAGCUAGCACACGUCAUGACGGCCAAUCAGGAAAAUAUGGCACAAAUGCUUCUAAGUAUGGCCAAGUGUGAUGGACUGUUUUUAUUUGUUUGUUUUUUUGAAAAGCGUCACAUGUAGGUCUUAACGCCCCAUUGACCGUAUAUGUUUGAUGGUAGCUAACACCUCACCUCUUCAUAUCCAUAGAUAAUAGAGGACUAUAUAUAUUUGUAUUAUAUUGAUAAUAUGUUGUGUACUGAGUGUAUCCUAGAAACUAUGAGACAAGACAUGUUUUCAAUGUGGCUUUUAAAGAAAAAAGGUUGUGGAGACACAAUUGAAAAGUUCUCGGUCCAAAUUAGCAUUACCUUACUAACUGUUACAUGUGAAUGACAACAGGAUGUAACAAUUGUUAUUCCUGACUUUAUAUCCUGCCGACUAACACUAAACGCACCAUCUUUUAGUCUACUUGUGCAGGAAAAAGAGGCAAACUGUUCUGGAUUGCUGUCGAAAUCCUGUUUUCCUCUCAAAAAACUGUCCAU
This is a messenger RNA of Notothenia coriiceps (black rockcod), 1704 nucleotides long. RefSeq names its product insulin-like growth factor binding protein 5a (gene igfbp5a). Bases 405 to 1160 code for a protein of 251 amino acids. NCBI's taxonomy places the organism in Eukaryota, Metazoa, Chordata, Actinopteri, Perciformes, Nototheniidae. Gene Ontology annotation, molecular function: insulin-like growth factor II binding; fibronectin binding; insulin-like growth factor I binding. The transcript is spliced from 4 exons. Gene Ontology annotation, cellular component: extracellular region. The record is from RefSeq and is a predicted model, not a curated record. Gene Ontology annotation, biological process: regulation of insulin-like growth factor receptor signaling pathway.